Molecule: messenger RNA, 460 nt
Organism: Agrilus planipennis (emerald ash borer)
Lineage: Eukaryota; Metazoa; Arthropoda; Insecta; Coleoptera; Buprestidae
Exons: 4
Coding region: 90-296 (68 amino acids)
Source: RefSeq, a predicted model, not a curated record
GAUCAUCCUAGUUUACAUCAUCUUCUUUCUACGCAGCCCAUAUAGGGUUUUUUGCUGCACUACUGGCGGUAUUUUAUCUAAAUUUGGAUAUGAAAUGGCAGUUGGAUAAAUCAGUUAUAGGAACAAAUUCAGGAACAACUACUAGAACCGUUGAGCCCGGGGAUGUUAUUCAAUGGUUGACAGAGCACAAAUGGCAUUUAAAGUUUCUCAAUAAUUGGACGUGUGCAUUAUACAAACUCUGGAUGCCAUGUGCUACGAAGGAUUCUUCAUAUCAGUCCUUUGCCACUCCUGGAUGAAGGAAGCAUUAAACACCUUUUCUCCGCUGGAAUUAGAGGCAGAUUUUGCCAUUGCUAAAGGAAUGAUUCAUGACAAUAAAAUGGUAACAGCAUUAUUUAAAAACUACAGAUAUCAUUUUACUUUUAAUAGCAUUUUAAUUUAAUUAAUUAAAUUAUGCAGUUUU